Molecule: messenger RNA, 2273 nt
Organism: Tachyglossus aculeatus (Australian echidna)
Lineage: Eukaryota; Metazoa; Chordata; Mammalia; Monotremata; Tachyglossidae
Gene: ZBTB6
Product: zinc finger and BTB domain containing 6
Exons: 2
Coding region: 91-1371 (426 amino acids)
Biological process (GO): regulation of transcription by RNA polymerase II
Molecular function (GO): protein binding; RNA polymerase II cis-regulatory region sequence-specific DNA binding; DNA-binding transcription factor activity, RNA polymerase II-specific
Source: RefSeq, a predicted model, not a curated record
CCGCCGCCGGGCCUUGCUUCACCGUGUGGGCGCCGGUGGCGGGAGGAGGGACGGACCCCGUCGCCGCCAGCCUGCGGACUGACUGUGACCAUGGCUACCGAGUCGGAUGUCCUCCACUUUCAGUUUGAGCAGCAAGGGGAUGCCGUCCUCCAGAAGAUGAACCUCCUGCGACAACAGAAUCUAUUUUGCGACGUGUCGAUAUGCAUCAAUGACACGGAGUUCCACGGACACAAGGUCAUCUUUGCCGCCUGCUCCACUUUUAUGCGGGAUCAGUUUCUGCUCAAUCAGUCAAAACAGGUCAGGAUCACCAUCCUGCAGAGCGCCGAGGUGGGACGGAAGUUGUUGCUCUCUUGUUAUACUGGGGCGCUGGAGGUGAAAAGAAAGGAGCUUUUGAAAUACUUGACUGCCGCGAGUUACCUCCAGAUGGUUCACAUUGUGGAGAAAUGCACAGAGGCUUUGUCCAAGUAUCUGGAAAUAGAUCCAACCGUGAAGGGGAACAGUCACCACGCCGAAGCGUGCCAUUCCUCUGACCCCGAAGUAAGGAACGAAGGGGAAAUGUUUGAUAAAGACUGCGAAAUCAUUGAGAUAGCUGAAAAUAGCCCUCUCAACUUGGAGCUCCAGGUGAAACAAGAAAAGUCCAUCGCGCCGCAGCCAGCUGUACAGAGUCUGGUUUCGGAAAGAAAGGAGGUGAAAACCCCAGAGAUUUCUGCCGUAGAGAUAGGCUAUAAAGAUGAAGAAAUCUGCGUUUUCAGGAUGGAUCCCCUCGGUGCGGCGGGUGUGGAAAGUGGACAGUUUUCCCAGCCCUGUACGUCCUCUAAAACGAACUUGUAUUUCCCAGAAACGCAACAUUCCCUGAUAAAUUCUACAGUGGAGAGCCGACUGACUGAGGUUCCCGGGAAUCACUUUCCGGGACUGACGGGCGAGAGUACGGAAGGAAACCAGAGCGCAGGGAACGGGCUCCCGAGCCUCGAGGUGGGGUACUCGUGGCGGCAUCAGUGCCCAAAGUGCCCGCGAGGGUUCCUCCACCUCGAAAACUACCUACGGCACCUGAAGAUGCACAAACUGUUCUUGUGCUUACAGUGCGGGAAAACGUUUACGCAGAAGAAAAACCUCAAUAGGCACAUCCGAGGUCACAUGGGGAUCAGGCCGUUCCAGUGCUCCGUUUGCCUGAAGACCUUUACGGCCAAAAGUACCCUUCAGGACCACUUGAAUAUCCACAGUGGGGACAGGCCCUACAAAUGUCACUGUUGCGAUAUGGACUUCAAGCACAAGUCCGCCUUGAAAAAGCAUCUUACGUCCGUCCACAGGAGGAGCGGCGGCGACAAGCCAAACCUGGACACAAUUACAAAAGUCAAAAUAGACUACGAUUAGUAGGAUGGCCUGCUCUCCGUCUCUGGAGCCGCUUUGCGGUUUCGGCUGGCAGUCCCUAACGCUAUAACUUUUAUUAAGACUUCUGGAGUUGUUACAGAAAGAACUGACAGGUUUCCGGUCCGUUCCGUAUAUCAGCCACGUAAACGAUGUGGUUGACUUUCAGGGACGUAAUCUUUGUUGCAUAUGGGGAUGUGAUGGACAGAACUAUUUAAGCGGUCCCGUUUUUACUGGUAACAUGUGAAUGACAAAAGAACAAAUCCGGAACCCCCAUUUUCAGUCGUUAAAGUCACUUCUGAGAGCCACUCGCUGUUUAAAAGAAAACCAGUGUGAUUUUGACUUUUUUGGCCUGAAAGCUUUUAGAAAUGUUUAGUUUAUUUCUAAGCUUAGCGAUAGUCCGUUAAAAAUAUUUGUCCCCUGUGCAGAGCACUUGACUAGGUGCAGACAAAAGCGCGGCUGUCUAGUUAAUUGGUUGAUAGUUCAAUGGAAUAGGCUCGUAGUUCACCAAGCAUGUGUGAAUUAAUAAUAGUAAUAAUAAUAAUGAUGGUGUUUGUUAAGCGCUUACUAUGUGUGAAGCACCGUUCUAAGCGCUGAGCACUGUUCGAAUUGUAUUUCACGUGCCAAUAUUGCAUUUUAAAAUAUCUCUAGUUUUUGUUUACAGUAUUAGCAUAAAAGACUUGUCCAACACAUUAGGAACGACUGCUCAGUUGGCGCACACUCUCUAGGCUAUUAUCUGUUCAGAGGAUAUAGAGAGAGAGAAUCGCGCCAACAAAAUGAAACCCUAAAACAAGCUCCUUGGUUUUGAAAGCCGUAUUUCUCUGAAAGGUAUUCAUUCUGUCCUAUCGUCUUACUGUAGUUGCCAAUAAACAUUUAAGGCGUUUUCCCUUAGCCUUUCAAUGUUUCAA